Messenger RNA from Coccidioides posadasii C735 delta SOWgp, 2478 nucleotides. RefSeq lists its product as uncharacterized. NCBI's taxonomy places the organism in Eukaryota, Fungi, Ascomycota, Eurotiomycetes, Onygenales, Onygenaceae. The record is from RefSeq and is a predicted model, not a curated record.
CUCUAGACUACGACCAUCCUUUGGCAAUGAAGGUGUUCCCAUUGUCGUCCACUCUUUCCUGUAGCCUCUGCUCUCGCUCGCUCGCUCGCUGCAGCUCUCUGCAACCCUCUCCCUCCCUCGGAUAAUCCACGCACGUCCCAGUUCCAUUUUACGUCCCAGCCAACGCUUCGUCCCUACACCUUGCCUUCUGCUCCAAGAAUGGCUCCUCUUGAUAUUCCUGAGGGAGGCCUCACCCUUCUCCGGACUGAAGGCUCCGGGGAGCCCUCAGCUGACUCUCCCAGAAAUCCCGCUCAGAUCAUGCGUUUGAAUCUCGCCCAGAGCACUCUCGACGACCUUAUUGACAGCCUUCGCAAGGACCAGAAUGCUCGACUCCGCCUAGGGAAACACCCGUCCCUCCAUUUCGGCUCUCGCUCCCAGCCCUUCUACUCCUAUCCUGAGAAUACUCGCUCAGAGCUUUAUGUUUCCCCUCCCGACGCCAAGGAUAGCCUCUAUUUCUCUGGUGUCUUGAGCCAUAGCCUGGAGGUCCAGAGGGCUAGAGAAGCCACCGCAGGCACCGAUGAGGCCCUGCUUACCCUUGAGCAGAGGCUCAGCGCCUUCCGGCAGGGCAAGGAGUCGAAGAGGACUCCCAUGAUCACGACCGACCAGAUGAGGGCCCUGGGUGCCGGGGAUAACCGUACAGCGACCGGCAGAGAAGCGGCAAGCCUAGCUCGCAUGUCGACAAGCAAGGCAGAUAUGGAGAAAGAACGAUUCUUUACGAACACUGCUAGCCGAUCCUCUCCAGCUAGUCCCGCUUUUCUUGCGUCUCGGUCUCCCGCUAUUACUCCAACAUCCGUCCCGACGACACAGAACAAAGAUAAGAUUAGGUUGGAGGCUCUGCGUGUCCCCUUGCUUCAUCUACUCGCCGUACGGCCGGUGUCCGUUAAGUUCCUCGCCCAGAAAACACGUUCCUCUCAAGAAGAUUGCUUGACCCUUGUACGCAAAUAUGGCACGGAGAACCGACUAAACAGGGAAAAGUAUGACCUUAAAGAUAAAGCCUACAAGGAUUUGGACGUUUGGAAGUUUCCAUACCCGUCGGAAGAUGACCGUCAAGACGCGAUUGACAAUGCCAUCUCCGCAUUUGACAGAAUGAGGGUCUCUAAACAGGACAAAUUAUGGCAAACGCUUCUUCCAAAACACGAAAGAGGGAAAGGCAAAGUCCUCUCUCGGUUAAACCUCCAUACAGGCCCGCCACCUAAGAGCGUCACGCCGCGCAUCCAUAUCUCUCCAUCAGACGAGCCUUCCAAGGAGGGAUACGGUACCGGAAAUGAGUCCGAACCUUGUCCCAAUACAUCAAGCAGCACUCCAGUUAUCAGCAAGAAGGCAGACGCCUCUGGGCUGAAAAAGCGACCCGGUGCUAUAACUAAACGCGCGCCCGCCCCUAAACCAAAAAACUCGACCAUUACUGGCAAAGUGACGAAGAAGACUGAUAAAGCCACAGAGAAAAAAGCAGCUUCGAAACCAGAUGCUAAAUUCAAAUCGGCUGAGUUUGUGGUUGAUUCUGACGAAGAUGCCGAAAUGGCUGAUUCAAGUAUCACACAAUCGUCCAAAGCUGCCGACGCUCAAAGAAGCUCUCCCGAUUCUCAGCCAAGCGAGCGAUCCACAUCGAUAAAAUCACCAGCCCCGGCUAAAGAUAAGAAGCCGUCUCAGCCGAAGUCUCGUCCAUCAAAGACAGUUUCAUCUUCUAGCACUGCAUCACGUCCAGCGAAUAAUAGGUCUCCCCAGAAACCUUCCCCGUUAGGCUCCUCACCUCCCACAAAUGCAUCGGAUAUCGAGAAAACGGGAAAAUCUUCCAGUACAAAUCAGUCAUCCAGCUCAUCUUCUCCUCUCAUCCACCAUCUUCCAAGGCAAAGGGCUGGAUCCGCGACGAAGGUACCGGUGCUCGGGCAACCCAAACAUGCGCAGAAGGCCCCGGCGGUGUCCAAGCCACUAAAGCGAAAGGCCGAGGAUGAAGAAAACACGCCACGUACCGGCGCUCGCGGUCUUCCUGUGGGACUUGGCAUCACAUAUGCCGACACUCGAAUCUCUCAGCAUAAGAGGCGACGACCAUCCACUGUAUCCAGUGAAGAGAGUACUUCGGGCAAUUCAACGCCGCCCAUGAGCGUGACCAUAUUGCGUCAGAGAUUGAGGGAAAAAGCGCGACAGUUCAAGCAUGGCUAUGAAAAAUACCGCAAGUUGCAUGAGGAGUUAACUAAUCACGCAUCUCCUCCAGAGAGUCAAUUGAUCAAGCUACAGCAGCAGCACAUGCGAUUGCAAAAAAUGAAGCAGGAGAUUUGGGACGAGGAUCGUCAGCUGAGAUCGCGAUGAUAGGCCAUUUUGAGUUUGGCAUUUGCUUCGCAUUUUGGAACGUGACUGCUACUGAAGAUUGGUUUCUAUGCUAUUCUGGCCACGAAAUCUCAGAAAUUGUUUGUAGCACUUUUCAUAUGUUUAUCUACUGGGAAG